AUGCUUGACCUGCUACCCAAAUCGCUAUCCACCAAAUUCAACGAUGCGAUUGCCAUAUCAACCCACAAACGUGACUGGAGCACCGAUUCCUCUGGAAGCAGUCUGCUCAGUCCCUCCCAGUCACCGAGACCACGACGAGGUCGACGACGGCAAUGGAAGCGCUUGAGAUUCCUGCCCUUCAAAACAAUAUGCUACGCCGCAGCAAUCGCAAUCUUGACCAUUAUUGGGCUUUGGUGGUUCCUCAACCCCACGCCCACUGGUGAUCACCUUGAAUUUUCGAAACCCGAUGUCGAUGAUGGAGUGCCAGAGGAUGGUCCUAUCCCAAUUGGCCAGUCCGUAGACCGCGGUGGGAGAGAAGUCUUCUGGUGGGAGCAAUUCCCCAGACUCGACGGCUACUAUCGGGGCCGAAAGAAUAUUGUCCCAUUCCCCGACUAUAUCCCAGAACAACAGUCCAAUGCUUUCGACCCUUUCGAGCCAGGCGAGCAUGAUGACCCUGAGCUUAUUCCGCUGUCGCCGGCCCCUCCCCCAGACAUCGAACAAUGCUAUCUAGACGAAGAGAGGCGAGUCCUGCCACCCACAAUAUCUGCAUAUCAAGGGUUACCGCAGGGUAUGAGCGCACCACUUUUGGGAUCCCAAAAUGUGCUCGGUAUCAACGAUCAAAUCUGCUAUGAUCGAGUAAAUCGACUGGCGCCAUACGGCUUGGGAAUUUCGGAAGAACAAGGAGGACUCGGCAACCAUGCAGAAGGCGACAACGACGGACUAGAGCAAGUGAUUGCCAUUGACUGGAAGCGUGUCAAAUGGCACGACGCACAGCAGAGUUGUGUGUCGAAGAACUCCCCUCGGCUUCGAUCUCGGAGUGCCUUUGUGUUUCGCACAUGGGACAGCUUUCACUACACAGAACAUCACAUUGCCAUGCUACGUGCGAUAAUCAGCGAACUUGCGAUCGUGUCCGGGGGUCAGUACACGGUGCAUUUCCUCAUCCACGUGCAGAAUGACACUCUUCCCAUCUGGGCGUCAAAAGAGUUACACGAUCAGGUGUUGAGAGACAGCCUGCCAGAAGAAUUCCGUGGGAUGGGCACACUCUGGUCGGUGGCGCAAAUGAAGUUGAUCUACCCUCCACCAUUUCCUGACAGCAUUGUGAAUUUCUCGGGUGGUGAAAUCUACGAAGCAUAUCGAUCGUUACAUUUUCCGCUCCAAUACUUUGCUGCUCAAAAUCCCCAGUAUGAUUAUUUCUGGCAGUGGGAAAUGGACAUGAGGGUUACCGGCCACUAUUACGAACUGUUGAGCCAGAUCGAGUCCUGGGCAGAAGAUCAACCGCGAGACUAUGCUUGGGAGAGGUCAUCAACUUUUUACAUCCCGUCAUUACACGACUAUUCCUAUGAAAACUACGCCCAAUUUGUCAUUGACGAGGUCCAGUCUCGCAAUGAAACACCCAUUUCUGGUCCGCAGAUUCCGCAGGAACGACUGCUUAACAUCCCGGAACAGACCGCCCCAGAUGGUAAAGGCGAAAUUACAGAUCUAAUCACGCUGAACCCCCUGUUUAACCCCGAGCACACCCGCUGGGCUUUCCGCGACGAUAUAACUGGUUAUAACGUGACCCGAGACGGGCGACCGCCUACCAGAGCCGCUCUUAUCACAGCGUCUCGAAUGUCACGUCGCCUACUUCUGCUCAUGCACGAGGAGACCUACCGCAACAAGCAUACUAUGUUUCCAGAAAUGUAUCCUGCCUCGAUUGCCCUGCACUAUGGUCUCAAGGCGAUCUACGCCCCUCUUCCGGUGUACUUUGACAGAAACUGGCCCAGCAAGCAUGCCGAUGAAGUCUUCAAUAAUGCCCCUGUCACCUCGGAACACGAAAAGGCAGGCAUGGACCACGGACACGGACACUUCCACGGUGAAGGGGGCAGCGUCUUCGGCCCUGGUGAGCACGUCUUCCGGGGUGCGACGUAUUAUUCCAAUGCAGCAUUUGCCGGCUAUCUGUGGAGAAGAUGGCUUGGUAGAGAAAAUGCCCAUAACGAAUUGGGUUGGGAGUCGGAAGGAGGCCCGGGGGGCGGGCGCAUGUGUUUACCUAUGAUGGUCCUACAUCCGAUCAAGUAUGAAUGA
This is a messenger RNA of Fonsecaea pedrosoi CBS 271.37, 2100 nucleotides long. RefSeq lists its product as uncharacterized. The transcript is spliced from 2 exons. Lineage: Eukaryota; Fungi; Ascomycota; Eurotiomycetes; Chaetothyriales; Herpotrichiellaceae. The coding region runs from base 1 to 2100 and encodes 699 amino acids. The record is from RefSeq and is a predicted model, not a curated record.